Molecule: messenger RNA, 495 nt
Organism: Macadamia integrifolia
Lineage: Eukaryota; Viridiplantae; Streptophyta; Magnoliopsida; Proteales; Proteaceae
Exons: 2
Coding region: 1-495 (164 amino acids)
Molecular function (GO): protein binding
Source: RefSeq, a predicted model, not a curated record
AUGGGGUUCGAUGGAUUCAUUACUCUGAAGGAAUUCAAAGACCCUUCUAAUGGAUACUUGGUGAAUGACACUUGUGUGUUUGGAGCUGAAGUCUUCGUCCAUAGAGAGAAUGUUGCAGGCAAAGGGGAGUGUCUGUUGAUGACAGCUGGACCUGACACUUGUAACCAUACAUGGAAGAUAGACAAGUUCUCUGAAUUGGAUGAGGAAUCCCAUUUCUCUAAAGUGUUCACUGUUGUGGUCAUGAUUGGUACCAAUUAUGUGGAAGCACAAUUGCGAAUAAUGGACCAAGUUGGCAGCGAGCACGUGGAAAAUAGACGUGAGUCGUGCAGCAGUGGUUUAAUGGCUCAAGUAAGAAUUGGGGUUGGAAAGAUUCUCUCUUUCAAUAUUCUUAGAGAUCAAUCAAAGGGCUACUUGGUGAAAGAUGUUUGCAUCAUUGAAGCACACCUUCUACUCAUUGGAGCAAUUGAUGAGAAAUUGGGCCAGAAAUCAGGAUGA